GCGGGCCACUACUGGGAUUGAGAGAGAGAGAGGAUGCUUCCCACUGUUCCAGAGCUCACUGUGUAUUUUACCCAGGCAGCACAGCGUGCCAGGCAGCAGCAGCAGCAGCAGCGAGGAGACCUCCCCCCUAGCCGGCCAGCGCAGGGUUAACGUCUGCUCCAUAAACUCCCGCUAAAGAAUCCCCUCGCAGCCACUGGUGAGGGCUUUAAAUACAGAUUUGACAGGGUCGCGUUUUUACUCACAGGCACCACGAAAUCGGCCAAUCGUACCCAAAGCUGAUCUCCUGCCCCUCCGCACGGUACUUUUUGAACACGUUGCUGGCGCCCGCGGAAAAGAUGAUCGCUCAGAGAGCGCUGCUCUUCUCCUUUAUAUGCGCGUCCUGUGCUCUGUGCUCGACGGCGAGACAGUUCAGCCGCGACUCACAACACAGACCAGUGAUUGCCAACCUGCAGGACUCACUCACUGAUGAAGUCCACACGGAGUCUAAGAAGGCAAAGAGAGAGGUGGCGCUCAGCGCAGGCUACGAUGCGGACGCGGGUUCGCCACCGGCCGACACCCCUGAUGAUUCUGACGACAGCCUGGAUACAGCAGAGGGAAGUGAGCUGCCCACCUGCCUGCUGUGUGUGUGUCUGACGGGCUCCGUGUACUGUGAGGAAGUGGUGCCUGACAUGACAGCAGUGCCACCUCUGCCCAAAGAGACCGCCUACCUUUAUGCUCGCUACAACAAAAUCAAGAAGAUUAAGGCCAAAGAUUUUGCAGACGUCGUCACUUUGAAAAGGAUUGACCUGACAGGAAACAUCAUUUCGGAGAUUGAAGAUGGUGCCUUCUUAAAGCUAACACUGCUGGAAGAACUCACGCUUGCAGAGAACAAUCUAGUCAAACUCCCAAUGCUACCAGCCAAACUGAGAUCCUUCAACGCUAAUCACAACCAGCUCAGAACCUCUGGAGUAAAGGCUAACAUUUUCCAGAAACUCACCCAACUGACAUACCUCUAUCUUGCCAACAAUGAGCUGGAGGCAGUCCCACCCCUUCCAGAGUCUCUGCGCACUGUCCAUCUACAGAACAACAACAUCGCCGCAGUUAGUGAUGAAACCUUCUGCAAGGGCAACAAUACCUACUACAUCCGCCCCAACAUUAAUGAGAUCCGAAUGGAGGGGAAUCCAGUCAUCCUGGGCAAGUAUCCCAACAGCUUCACAUGCCUGUCCUCACUGCCUAUUGGACAAUACUCCUGAAACAGCUCAGUAGAGAUGACCAGGUGGGAAAAAAGAAACCAUAAGCAAAUUCUCACAGCAAGUUU
Anguilla rostrata (American eel) is the source of this 1297-nucleotide messenger RNA. RefSeq names its product osteoglycin, paralog a (gene ogna). The coding region runs from base 336 to 1232 and encodes 298 amino acids. The record is from RefSeq and is a predicted model, not a curated record. The transcript is spliced from 6 exons. Gene Ontology annotation, biological process: articular cartilage development; bone development. Gene Ontology annotation, molecular function: protein binding. Gene Ontology annotation, cellular component: extracellular matrix. NCBI's taxonomy places the organism in Eukaryota, Metazoa, Chordata, Actinopteri, Anguilliformes, Anguillidae.